Molecule: messenger RNA, 2610 nt
Organism: Parnassius apollo (apollo)
Lineage: Eukaryota; Metazoa; Arthropoda; Insecta; Lepidoptera; Papilionidae
Source: the annotation of a GenBank genome assembly
AUGGCGUCGCCUAGGUUUAUUCUUCUGCUGAUCGCAGCUCUCUGCAUAAUGACUGGUUGUAAGGCAGGACCUCUAGGGCAUCUACCAAACGUAACCAGUCUGGACCUCGGUCUGAAAGAAGGUGGAUGCGCUUUGGGAGAUGUAGUAUACAUGCCUGGUGACGAGUUCCCCGGGGAGAACGCAUGCGAACGCUGCACGUGUACCGGGGGAGGGGUGCAGUGCGCCAAGCAGCGUUGUGAGCCGCGGCCUGGCUGCAAGGCACUUCACCGUCCUGAUCACUGCUGCCCUACCUACCAGUGCGAAUGCGAGCAAGAAGGCCGCGUGUACGGCAAUGGUGAGAAGCUGGUAGACCCGGCAGAUCCGUGCCGUGUGUGCUACUGCCAGGGUGGGGAGGUGGUGUGCCGGCGCAUCGCGUGCUUCGUGCGGGACGACUGCACGCCGCGUCACGUGCCAGGCCGCUGCUGCCCUGAGUACGACAACUGUCCACUCCGAGGUGUAUCAACGAUUACCGGUCAAGCGCCUGCAAUAUCAAACAUUCCCACGUUUGAAGAAAUUAACACUAGUGUUGUGCCAAUUUCAUUAAAAGAACCCGUUAAACAAGAAAUCACUAUAAAGGAAAUCACCCCCGUCUCUGAGAUCCCAGUUAUCACUGAAGUAAAAAUAAAGGAGAUUAUACCUUCACCUAGUAUUGAAGUUGCCGAAUAUUCUUCAUCCAAGUCUCCACUUAUCCCACGAGAGGUCACGUCUGAGAAGGCACAAACUAGUAAAUCCGUUAUAAAACUAGAAUCAACUGAAAUGCGAAAUGAUCAGUCUCCGUUAUCUUCUGAUUCUUCACUUUCCACGGAAACAUCUAAAAUAACCAGUGAAGACACUAUUUUAAAGAGCACAAACGACCCUCCAUCCAAAAUAAGCUUUCCAACACAGGACUCUAUAAAUAGUAAUAAUAUUUAUACCUCUAAUAUACCCGGUUCAGCAGCCACAAUAGGAUCGCCGUCAUUGACUCUAAAUGUGAUAUCAGUACCUUCUAGUAAAGCUUCCAUGGUUGAGGAAGAAGAUUCUUCCAUAUUUGAUCAUAAUCCAGCUUUUCCGCCACUACCUGAUGACCUAUCCGUUUUAGGUAACCAUGAAGAUGAAAUUCUUACUGAACAAAAUAUGGACAAUGAGCAUGUAUCUGGAACCCAUGAAACUGUAAUCGUAGCAAGUACUCUAACCACUUCUACAGAAUCGGCUAAAGCGGAAGAAGCAGCGACGACUUCAUCAAGCUAUAUGUCCGAAGCAACAUCAGUAUCAUGGGACAAUUCGCAAGAUAUGUCUUUCGACAUGAGUUCAACUAAAUCAGAAUAUGUUGGAACAGUAACACCAAAAUCAAGAGAGAAUUCGAUGUUAAAUUUACGGUCAGUUAUGCCUACAGAGAUGCUAAACGUUUUAACUCAUGCGUCCGAAGGAACUUCGUUGGAAUUAAAUGAUACGACUGAGACUAUACUAAUGACACUGUCAACCUCACUACCAAACCAAAUUAACGAAGAAAACAAUAUUCCAACGAGCACACACAGGCCCGAUUUGACCGGCUUUGAAGCUUUCCAUAAUUCUACACAGCAUACCACAAGCUCCAUUUCAAAAUCUAAUGUUGGAACUGAAGUUACAUCACAAACUGAACUAAGCUCCUUGCCAAUUGAAACAAGUGAUCAGAAUCCGCACGAUUCCUCAGAAAAUAUCACCAAGGAUAAAGCUCCGAUUCCUACUAUUGACCCACUGGCCUUAGAUCUUGAAACUACUAAAAUUUUGUCAACUGAUUCUGAUGUUUUCACAGUGCCUAAAUUAGUACCAUCCGAUGGUUUUAAUGAUUCUUUCGACAAUAUAGAAACAACAGAGUUUGUUCUGCCAUCUUUUGGUUCACAAGAAAUUACAACAGAUGGUGUCGAAUUAAUUAAAAUUUCUUCAGACACCGAUCGUAACUCGGCAAUCGUUGAUCAAUCACAUAAAGGAAACAAUGUUUUGGCAGAUUUGAUUAACAUAGUCGGUGAUGUCGCUUUGAUUGGUGAUCACACUGAUGGAUCUGAUGGCGAACAUCAUACUGUGAGCCCUAGCACAAUUUCUGAUUCAGAAGAAUUAAUUCCAGUUAAUGCCGGUUAUAAAAGCAAAAAUAAGAAUUGGAAUUUAAACUCUAUUACUGAAGUGCCAUUAAAAACUAAAUCACCUGCUACUAAACAUAAGAAUGUUGAGAUUGAAGAUGAUGAGACCGACUCAAUAACUGACUCACCACCUCCGAAUGACAAAGUAGAACCAACAACAAGGCGUCCUAUUAUAGACAACGUAUCAGAUGACAAACCUGAGAAUAAAACUCAGAACAAAGAUAUCGAAAUUAUAACGAAAUCUUAUGUACCUACAAUAAAUAAACGGCCAACUAAAGUAAUAAUGAAAAAAAGUAACGAAAAACAUAUUGUGGAUGAAAUAACCACAGAUGGAUUUGCAAAUUCUUCGGAAAUGUCAACAGAAAAACUAAGAAAUUCAGAUGAAACUACAGUUGCAUCAGACCUCAGCAUUACCACUAUAGACGCCGGAGAAAGCUUAGUGGAAAAAUCCACUGAUGCUUCCAGCUCAGCGCAGUGA